Aspergillus nidulans FGSC A4 is the source of this 2728-nucleotide messenger RNA. RefSeq lists its product as uncharacterized. Lineage: Eukaryota; Fungi; Ascomycota; Eurotiomycetes; Eurotiales; Aspergillaceae. The transcript has a single exon. The record is from RefSeq and is a predicted model, not a curated record. The coding region runs from base 1 to 2430 and encodes 809 amino acids.
AUGUCGUCUCGCUCUAUCGACGCCUCUGUAAGACCUUCAACAUUCAAACCUGGAAAAUCGACGCACAUUGAACAAGACCUGGUUGAUUGGCGGCUGAAGCGUCUUCGUGAAGACGUUCUCCCUAUCUACCCCUUUCUCCUCACUGUGCCCACCGAUGUGCCCUUUCGACUCGGUAGCCGCUUUGUCAACAAUUGGGCAGUGAGUGAUGCGGGACCAUUCAAUCCCGAGGAGCAGCAAUUACAGUAUAUGACAUUCUUAACCCACGACGAAAGCGAUUCUCUAUUGGUGGCUGUGGGUGAUUGGUCUGACGCCUCAGGGAGCGUGAUGGCUGAUCAACGUUCACGGCCUCAGAGUGCCAUUAGUACACCAUCCAGCAACUCAGGCAAAAAGAAGAUUAGCCUACAUGAUUAUAGGCAUAAGAGGAAGAACGGUACUUCGCCUUCACCCUUGAGUCAAGAAGCUCCUGGCCAACAGAGCGCCUUUACCCUUCAUAUCGCCAAUCAUAAUCAGACUCCCAAACAUAUUCCCGCUAGUGACAACAACCGUCAAAGACCAUCUAAGACGCAUCCACCGUCAAACCUCGCCGCCCAAGUGCACAACGAACAUGUAGACAGGAAGCGCCUGUCCGAUCGGGACCAUGAUCGCCGCGGCCUACAAGCCAAAGACAGCGCGCCGGCAAAAAGACGGAAGCUAUCACAUGAGCCUCCGACGCCUCCUUCUAAAGCAGAAAUCUCAAAUGGGAACGGGCUGCCCGAGCUUCUGUCACCAACCCUACCUCCAACUUCGAGCACUCCGCGAUUACCUCGACUUCUUUCUCCUACUUUGCCACCAGAUCUUGAAAGGGAACUGGCUAGGCUCGGCGAUGAGCCUCUAGCGUCGGACUCUCAACCGGAGCCCACUGUGACUAGCGACACUGUUAGGUUGAAAGCAUGGAAGGGAAAGUCGUACGCGCGCGGCAUCUCACAUUUGGAAUCAACAAGUGCGACUACUAACCCGAAUCUCUCGGGCAAGUCACCACGCUUAGUGUCUGAAAAGACCGCAACAAAAGAUACAGACAAAACAAGCCUCAGUUCUCACACAGUUGCAAGUGCCGAUUCAAAAGGCCAAGUGAGUUGUAGACUAUCACAGCAAUUGAGUACCAAACCCGUCCAACUCUUCUCGUCGGGACCUCGACUAGUUGUGAAGUUGAAAUAUGGAAGGUCAAAUAGAAAGCGCGUUGAAGCCCUCCUCAAAUUCACUGGUAAGAGGAAGCUUUCCCGUCAAAGCUCGCCCUUGCCCGAUGCAGCCGAGCGUGGACUGGCUCAUUCUAUGAGAUCUGAUCAGCCAAGGAUUUUGGUAUCUAGUCAGGCCAGCAAGUCUGUUCAAUCAACUGCCAAGUCGAAAACUGCGGCGGGCAACCAGGCAAAUUCGUCCCUAAAAGACCACCCGAAAGAGCCCCGGUUAGGCGCUGAGAAACCGCAAACCCCGGGGGUGAAUCAAACACAACAGGAGAAAGCAGGGCCAGUGACGAUAUCGCCGGGGAAAGAGCCUAAGUAUUCAACCCGACAGGAACUGCUUAGCAUUGAUGGGAAAGGGCAUUCUCAUCCAGCUUAUCGAAAACCGCCCGCGGAUUACUCUCUUUCAAGCACGACUACGCUUUCACCAUCUCAACCAAAUAGCGCUGAUAGAAAUGGUGAGCGCCGGGCUUGGAAGGAAGAGUAUCAGAAAUAUGGAAAUCUGGGCCGGGAAUUGAAACAUGCCGCUGAUCGACACACAGCCAAAGACAAAGUCACAAGUAACGAUGAAAAGCUUGCUGCAGCUACUGCAAUUGAGGCCAUCAUCUGUUUCGUACUUGCUUUCAUUGCGGAGGACCAGUCCAAGGCAAUUUCGCGUCAAAUCGGCGAUUCCUCGACUUGGUUAUCUAUCAUCGCUUAUUGGCGGGUUGUCAAAAAAAAUAGCAUUCCAUAUCCACCACUUCACAGCCUCUGUCUCAUUCUCGGUGCUGUCUCUUACGAUGCCAUCCAUGCUCUCGACUUAGAACGCCUGGCUGUCACACCUGUGCCAGGCGAGCACACUCCGGUUCCCACGCCGGCAAGUGACGGACAACCCGUUAACUCGGAGGAGAGUAAACGAAGCUUGAAAGAUUUUCUAGAGCUGAAAAAUAGACUCCCAGAGUGUUAUAGAGAGUCUCAAAAGUUGUGGUCUGAUGGCUUUCGCGGCCUCUCAGAAGACAUCCUCGCCCGCGAAUUCCCAGAAACUUGGUCGAAGCGCGCUAGGACUUACUCCGAACAGGGAAAAAAGCGGUUGAAACCCGGGGAAUAUUCCGGUGAGAUAUAUUUGCCGCUUGGGAAAGCCAGCACACCUCUUGAAAUAGUCCGAUUCAGCUGCGCUCUUCUGAGAGAAUGGUGCUCGAAGGAAAAAAUCAACUGGCGGAGCAAGCUCGAUUUAUAGCCGCUUGCUUCCACCUCAUGAUGAAAUGCUUUGCAUGAUAUCAUUAGUUCGAUGGGAACGCCGCCCUCUCUUUUCUCUACAAACUAUUGACACGAGGUUGGCGUUUUCUGCUGCCGUGCUUUACGCUGGCGUCCGGAGUAAAUUGAGACUCAUAUGAAUGGUUACAGGCGACAAGAUAUGAUUUAUUCAUAUCUCCGUUCAUUUUCUUUUGCUCCGAGUUGUUGCCAUUUUCCUUUGAUACCACGGGUUCACAGAUUUGCUUCAUAUUUCAUCUCUUGUCCAUAGCGAUUGAGCGUAU